GGUGCGCCCAAAGAAAGAACGGACGGAACCCCUCGAAAACACAACAACACCUCCAUUUCAGCUGCUUGCUAGCUAGCUAGAGAUAGAUAGAUCAUGUCACGAUGGCGUCCAGUAGUAUGGACCACCACCACCACCACCACAUUCACAUGGACAAACGUCUCCCUGUUCUGUUUGCUCUUGCCAUCUUGACGUUGCUAUGGAACGGUUGUUUCAUAGACACGGUCAUGCAAACCACGAGAAAAAUGGAGUCCAAAGAAGACAUUUCAUUUUCUCCUCUUUCUCCGUCUUCAUCAGCAGCAAUAGCAGCAAUACAGGAUGUUGAUGACUCCAUAAUAAAACAACCAGCUGAUGCUAGAAUAAAGACAGUAGUGCCGCCACCUGCCAUAAAACCAAUGAUGAAACUUCAGCCUCGAGUUUAUCCACGACGAUCGCGAGACACAUUCCCUUGCUUUCUAGACGACAACAGCAACAGCAGUAAGAGUCAUGAAUGGCGGAAUCCACCUCCAGCAGCAGCACCAGUGCAAGAAGGAUUCUUCUUUCUCAAAACACACAAAACAGGAUCCUCCACCAGUGCAGGAGUUCACAUUCGCAUUGCAAGAAACAUGGCCACAUACCAAACACAAAGAUGGAACAAGACUACAACAACCGCUCCAUCUUCAUUUUCCACAACCUCCUUUUGUCGUGCUCAAUUCGAUCACUCGACGGCACGCAAAAUGAACUAUGGUCAACGAUCCAAGAGUCGUUCCUUCUUGUGGACCAUUCUGCGAGAACCCAAUCAACGGGCCAAAAGUCACUUUUUUCAUUUUGGUGUCUCAAGACGAAAUAUCCCACCUGACCAGUAUCGUGACUUCCUCUUGAACAAGAACCACAAAAAGAAAAGUACAAAUAAUAAUGACAAGGGAUACUAUGUCAAAAUGUUGUCCACGUCGUCGUCAUUGUCAUCGGAACAAGACGAAACCAACAACAACACUACCACAAUGAUUGCCAUUCUGCAAGACAUUUUGGAUUCCUACGACUUUAUUGCCAUUACGGAACGAAUGGAGGAGUCCAUUGUCGCAUUGCAGAUGAUACUGGGACUAUCCACCGCCGAUGUACUCUACCUGAGCGCCAAGAGUAGUGGGGGCUAUGAUGCCGGCGGAGGAUUCGGUGGAAAAUGCAUCUUGAUUCAGAAACCACACAAGGAAUCUCUUGCAAAAGUGGAACAAUUCAUGAGGGAAUCCCCCGAGUGGAAGGCACACGUCCAAUGGGAUCAACUGCUCUAUCAAGCUGCCAAUCAAAGUUUGGAUCGUACCAUUCAUGCCUUCGAUCAGGACGAGUUUCGCACCCACCUGGCGCUCUUUCGACACGCCCAACAAGUCGCCCAGGAGCAAUGCCUACCGCAUGUCCGAUUGCCCUGUUCCAAAGAUCGAGAAGCCAUGGCACCACUACCCGAUGCCAAAACGGACUGUCUCUGGAAAGAUUCCGCCUGUGGGACGGCGUGUCUGGAUCAAGUGGCCAACCAGUUGGGGCUCUGGGCUCACACAAAUCGGACUACCACUACUGCUAUCGUAUGAUGAAAAGGAGCCAUUGACCAGAGUUUUGCCAGGGCGAUCACACACGCGACACAAUCAUAUUGGAUGUUGGAUUGCAAGCUAAGCAUGCAAACAUUUGACUUGCAGGUUCAUCGCCUGGCCCCCACGCCUGUCGCCACAUACAUGAGAGGAGAGGAAUACAUGUACGGUAGAUCGGAUCAAGAUCACAAUUUCCGUGUGCGUCUCUCCGGUAACGAUGUUGCUGCAUUCCUUGCAUCCAGCCGGUGGAAGCAAACGUGCGACUGCACCAAAGUGGGAGUAGGACAGGGUUGGACGCGGACGGGCUUCUUUGCUGUUGACUGACGAUGCCAUUUCGAUCCAAGGCAUGCUCCCCUUUGUUGGUGUUGGACAGUAUGCUUUUGCGGGGGCUGUCAACAAGAAGAUGAAUCAACUGUACAAAAGAGUACUGCAAUAGUAGAAAGUAGGUAGUAAUGUGAUAUCUAGUAGUCUUUGGUUGUUUGCUUUG
Messenger RNA from Seminavis robusta, 2037 nucleotides. Lineage: Eukaryota; Bacillariophyta; Bacillariophyceae; Naviculales; Naviculaceae. The record is from the annotation of a GenBank genome assembly.